UACGAAUUACAACGUGCUUGCGUGCAUUUAAAAAUAGCGGGCGAGCCUGCAUUACUGUGCUUGCGUUGGCUAUAGUUACGCAUGCGCGUGAUAAUUGGUUAACCAAAGCUGACUUGUUAGGUUAAGGAACCGAGAAAUAUCCGCGUUCUAAAGUUAGAAAAAUAUGUAAAAUUGCGUGCGUGGUGUAUCCCGUUCCAUAGAAGAUAAACGAGACGACACGGUGCAUCGGGAAGCAUAUGCUCACGAGGUUUACAAACGGCUACAGACAUUUAAUAACCACGCGUGAAAUGUCAAAACAACGGUCCGCGAAAAAUGAGAAAGCACGGAAGGCCGCCACUACCACUGACAAUCGAUCUACAGGACCUGUGGUUUACGAUAAAGAUGGAAAUGUAGCAAUUAAAAUUCAAGCUAAACCCGGCGCGAAAUGUAACAAUAUAACCGAUAUUUCCGAUGAAGCGGUAGGCGUUGCGAUAUCUGCACCACCAACGGAAGGAGAAGCGAAUGCCGAACUGACCAAAUAUUUGGCUUCGAUUUUUGGACUGAGAAAAUCUGACGUAUCUUUAGACCGGGGGUCCAGGAGUCGGCAAAAAGUUGUUACAGUAACAGGGAUUACAACGGAUCAAGUUUUGGAGAAGCUGAAAGUGGAAAUGCAGAAUUAAAUGUUUCCUAUUUUCAUAAUAUAAAAGAUGAUUGUUCUUUUCUUUUUCUCUAUUAUUUUUCAUCAAUACAUUAUAUGUAUUCCUCAUAUCGCCACCUUAUUUAUUUUACUCGUAUUUCGUGUCGUGAGCGUUUCGGUUAUUUUAUACAAUAUUAUUAUACAAUUUAUACAUAUUUAUCUGCUAAGAUAAUUGACGAAAUCAACGCCGCAGCGUCGCGUAAUUCAUCAUAAACAUUCAUUGUACAACGAGCUUCCUUAGCACCUACAAAUAUAAUUGCACCGUUUUUGA
Messenger RNA from Dinoponera quadriceps, 947 nucleotides. RefSeq names its product UPF0235 protein C15orf40 homolog. Bases 237 to 659 code for a protein of 140 amino acids. Lineage: Eukaryota; Metazoa; Arthropoda; Insecta; Hymenoptera; Formicidae. The record is from RefSeq and is a predicted model, not a curated record. Gene Ontology annotation, cellular component: cytoplasm. The transcript is spliced from 4 exons.